AUGUUCUCCGACGCCCUGCUCUGUCUCAAACAAAACCAACUCGCUGGUGUUGUCUCUUCCUCCCUCAUUGCCACCUGUGGCCUCAUCCCCCUCACCAUCUUGAGUGUUAUACCUGAUAUCAUGCAGCAUUACUAUGACUGCAUCGUACUGGCUCAGCACAAAUUAUCUCCAAAAAUCUGCCAUUUGUCAGGCCCUCAUCAAGAUUUCAAAUUGUGUUGA
This is a messenger RNA of Puccinia triticina, 219 nucleotides long. RefSeq lists its product as uncharacterized. The coding region runs from base 1 to 219 and encodes 72 amino acids. The record is from RefSeq and is a predicted model, not a curated record. The transcript is spliced from 3 exons. NCBI's taxonomy places the organism in Eukaryota, Fungi, Basidiomycota, Pucciniomycetes, Pucciniales, Pucciniaceae.